Molecule: messenger RNA, 5178 nt
Organism: Chara braunii
Lineage: Eukaryota; Viridiplantae; Streptophyta; Charophyceae; Charales; Characeae
Source: the annotation of a GenBank genome assembly
GGGUAGGCUUUCGGGAAGGAGUGGUUCACCGCAGGGAAAGAGGAAGGGAAAAAGGGGGAAGAGGAAGGAGAAGAUUGACCAGCUAGCGGCUUUUUCGACGCGCGAGCUGAAGCCAUUGCGACUUCUUUAUCAGCCUGGCUUGCAGCCAUCGCUCUCUCUCGAUCAGCGCAUAGUCCUCGUACGCGCGCUUUUAUGCGGUGCAGUGCAUUUCCUACACGAUUCCUGACCGUUUUAUUCAGACGUCGUCAUUACUUGAUGAGACGAAUAUUUUUCCUUUCGGUGUUUCCUCCAACACGCCUAACGCGAAGGUUAGCUUUGGAAGGGGAGACGUGUGUCAGCGAGGGAUUUGAUAGCGUCUUGGAAAAAUUGGAGAGCUCCGGGUGGUGUUCUCAUCCUUUCCGCCUCUGUGGGAGGCAAAGUGUGGUGGCGUCGAACCCAACUUCGUGUUGUGUGAAUUGAAUGAAGGCAUAUCCAGUUGUGUGAGGUCAACGAAGGGGCAUUGAACCGCGGACCCCAGAGUUUCGGCGCUCGUAACCAGCUGAGAAAUCGACAUAGUAGCAACGGUUGAGAAUAGGGCGUGGCUGGAAAGUUGAGAGGUGCGAUAUUCGCUGGAUCGAUUCAGCGUGGGAACGAGGGAGAAAGUGGCGGGAAAGGGAGAGAAAGUAGGGUGGGGUAGCUGUCACGGAGGAGGGAGCAAUGGCGCUGAAGCAGUUAGAAAGAUCUGCCACGACGGCGUUCUCGCCGUCGCGGCCGCUCAUCGCGGCGGGAACUAUGGCGGGGGCAAUUGAUUUGGCGGUGAGCACUUCAGCGGCCGUGGAGAUUUUCCAUGUGGACUUUGGCAGUGACGAUAUCAACCUGCCGCUGAAAGGAGGGGCUCCUACGAGCGAGCCAUUCAACAGGCUUUCUUGGGGGGCCACGGCGUCCGAUACAGCAGGGUACCCGUUUGGCAUUCUUGCUGGUGGGCUAGUUGAUGGUUGCGUAUUGCUGUGGAACCCUGCCAAGAUCAUGGGCGAAGUGGAAUCUGAAGGAGAUGACUCGUUGAUCACGAAGCUCCAAAAGCACACCGCUGCGGUUAUGGGCUUGGAGUUCAACAAGCUGAGCCCCAAUUUGCUUGCAUCUGGCGGGGAGGAAGGAGAACUUUGCAUCUGGGAUCUGACAAAUCCAUCUGGACCGUCACUUUAUCCAGGUUCUAAGGGUGGAGGGAAUGAAGGGGCAAUUUCGUAUCUGGCAUGGAACAAUAAAGUACAGCACAUUCUGGCGUCCACAACUCAAAGCGGCACAGCAGUUGUCUGGGAUCUUAAGCGGCAAAAAGCAGUCAUCAGGGUGAGGGACCCCAACAUGCGGCAGAAGCGAUGCUCCAUGAUUCAGUGGAGUCCCGAUGUAGCUAACCAAAUGAUUGUCUCGUAUGAUGAUGAUAGAUCACCGGCAUUACAGAUCUGGGAUCUUCGCAAUACGAUCUCACCCUUUCGGGAGCUUCAUGGGCAUACCAAAGGUGUACUAUCCAUGGGAUGGUGUCCAUUUGAUGGUGCAUUGGUUGUGAGCUCCGGGAAGGAUAACAGAACGAUUUGCUGGGACUCUCUGAGCGGUGAGAUGCUUUGUGAACUGCCAGCAUCCAGUAACUGGAACUUCAAUGUGCAGUGGUCAACGACUGUGCCUGGUAUUUUGUCGACAUCAUCGUUCGAUGGCUAUGUCAGAAUUCAGAACAUCGAGCACGGGAGUGCUACUGGGGAGCCGGAGGGAAUUUUUGAUGUGGUUGAGAAGCCAAGGGGAGGAAUGAAGCGGGCACCAAAGUGGAUGAAGAGGCCUGCAUCUGUGUCAUUUGGAUUUGGGGGAAAGCUUGUUUCGUCCUUUGGCAAUGAGGUCAAGCUCAGGAAGGUAGUGACCGAGGAGGAUUUGGUGAAGAGGUCCAGCGAGUUUGAAGCUGCAGUGAGGGGAGAAGAAAGGCAGACUGUGAAGGCUUUCUGUGCUAUGAAGACAGAAACUGCGCAGACAGGAGAAGAAAAGGAGACAUGGAUUUUCCUGCAGGUCCUUUUUGAAGAUGAUGCUAGGCGGCAGCUUUUGUCACACCUUGACUUUGCGAGCGCACUUGCUAUGCCUGCAGAGAAUGGUGAACAUGAGGCUGGAACGGUUUGUGCGGAUCCAACCCCUGCAAGCACAAUGAUGGCAGAGAUACCUGAGGACACGGCUCCCUCGUCCGAACAGGUGGAAGUGGGAGGUUUAGCCAGUGGGCUGGGCUCAUUGGAUAUUGGUGAUGAAAUUGAUGACGGGGAAGCAUUCUUUGACCGCCUAGACCCACCGCAGAGCCCAAAUGCCUCAGCAUUUUCAGAGCCUGCAAAAGGCCCAGAGGUUUCUGCUCUUGUUGAGGGACCGGUGAGCGAAUCACUGAAAGCGAAGGAUGUAGACCAAGAUGAAGAUGAUGAAGAUUCAGAGUACGAGUCUGCCAUUCAGCGUGCACUCGUCGUGGGAAAUUACGAAGCUGCAGUGCAGGCCUGUAUGCAGGCAAACCGAUUGGCAGAUGCACUUGUCUUGGCAUCAAUUGGGGGCACUAGUUUGUGGAGCAAGACACAGAAUGAGUUCAUGAGCAGAAGCCGUCGAAGAUAUAUGAAGGUGGUUUCGGCAGUGGUGAAUAACAAUUUGACGUCUCUGGUAUCAUCCCGUCCACUGAGAUUAUGGAAAGAAACUCUUGCCCUACUCUGCACGUAUGCCAGGAGUGACGACUGGACAGGUUUGUGUGACUCGCUGGGAGACAAAUUGGCUAUGAGAGGGGAAAAUCAUGCGGCGGUCCUCUGUUACAUCUGCGCGGGAAAUAUCGACCGUGCAGUGCAGUUAUGGUCCUGCAGUUUGGACGGAGAAGAACCGUUUUACAGGCCAGUCGGUGCUUUGCAGGAUAUCAUGGAGAAAGCGGUGGUACUUGGGCUCGCAACUGGGCGGAAGAGGGCAGGUGCUUCUUUGGCUAGGCUGGUCGGUGCUUAUGCAGAGCUCCUAGCAAGUCAAGGACAACUGAACACAGCCCUUGAGUACCUAAAACUGAUUCCCGAUGAGCAGUCGACUCAAGAAUUGGCAGUAUUGAAGGAACGGAUCUAUCACAGCAUCCAGCAAGGGAGUGAUGAAAUGGUCGAGCCGCCACAGUUCCCGUUCGAGGUUCAGCAGCCACAAGCUUCAGUACCGAGGGAGAUUGUGCAGCCUGUGCAGCGAAGUCCUUUGACACAAUCAGCAAUUCCGGACCCGACUUCCCAAAUUACUCAGCCAGCCAUGCCUCCACAGAAUGUACCUACUCAUAUGUAUGGUAGUGCAUCUACGUUCAUCCCUCGUGCCCAACCGGUUCAACCAGUUCAGCCAGUUCAGCCAGUUCAGUCAGUUCCAGCCGCUCGUUCUAUGCAGCUACCAGUGCAAUCACAGUUUUAUACGCCUUAUCCGACGUCAGUGAGCCCACAACAGAAGUACAUGCAGCCACAGCAACUGCAGCCAACUGUAAUGGUGCCAACGCCUUCGAUGGCUCCACCAGUGCCCACUCUUGCACCGAAUCAGUUUGUUCCGGCCCCUCCACCUCCGAUCCCACUUCUUCCGCAGCAGGAACAUCAUCAACUUGGAACAGCAGGAACAUCAGCUGCACCAGGCACUCCCAAGGCUUCACUGACCAUGCAGGAUGGCCCGCCCCCAACAGUCCAGACGGCCGACACGAGUCUCGUUGCAGAUGACCUCAAGCCAGUGGUAGCUACUCUGACAAGACUGUUUAAUGAGACGACUGCUGCUGGUGGCGGGCUAGGAGCAAACCCCAUGCGGAAGCGGGAGAUCGAUGACAACUCGAAAAAACUCGGAAUGCUUUUCACCAAGAUGAACAGCUCAGACAUUUCUUCCAAUGUUGGGAUCAAGUUGAAGCAGCUUUGUCAGGCGUUGGAUGCUGGUGACUACAACUCUGCGGCCCAGUCACAGGUCGCACUGACAACAAGCGAUUGGGACGAGUGUAGUGGAUGGCUGAUGGCUUUGAAGAGGAUGAUCAAGCAAAGGCAGGCGCUGGGGAGAUGAUCUCACAGUUUGUCUUCUGUGGUCAUCUUGUGGCGGACCUCGUUCUGGGGCAUGGUAUCUCUUCGUAGAGGGGGUGUGCUUUCGAUGCUAUUUGCUGAAGCAGGCAGGCUGAACGAAUAUGGGAGUUUUCUGAGCAAUUGUUCAGAGCUUUCACCAGAGGCAUUCGGCUCCCUUGGUGAUGGUAGAUGGGCUGGGCUCUGCACAGGUUUUGAAAUGAAGCUGGGAGAACCACCUCCGCGUUUUGUAAUGGAGGAGUGAGAUUGGGGUGUAUUCGGAUGGAAGCAGCGGAGCAAAAGGUGGGAGAGAGGGUUAGGGGAUAGAGGUGGAGCCAGAUGGGAGAGGCUGGGGGAAAGGAGAGCUUGUAGGCAGAAAUUUGUGGAACUACAAUAACGCAAUGUGACUGAGAGGGUUAGCGGGAAGAGACGGAGGGAGACGGAGAUAUAUGGGAGAGUUCUGGGAACAAAAGUGAGAGAGAUGGAGAAAGUUGAGAGAGUAGGGAAAGCAGUGGAAGUGGAAAGGGGAGAGGUAUUUGAAUGUUCUCCAUCAUCUCCCUAAUGUAAUAGCCUGAAGGUAAAAUGUUGAGUUGGAUUGUUGGUGCUGUGAAGUUCAGAUCAUUGGAAGUCAAAUAAAUUCUGAGGUAUUUUUCCUUAGUCCGUUCGUUGAAUGCAGGGUAUGUCGAAAGUCCCAUUCAUUCAUUCAGGGGCUGGUUUGGUGGCCAAUCUGAUUUCUUAUUCGUGGCAUUACAUUGAUGUGCAUGCAUUCGUGUGGGGUGCGACGACCCCCAUAGCAUAAUGAUUCAGGAGAAAGUUGUUCUGUCAUUACUUGAUCGUCUUUGCAUGUCUCGGAUUGAAUGGAAAGUUAUUUCAUCAUCUCUCGCUUCCAUCGUGAUGUAUGUGCAUCCUCUUGGAGUGAAGCAACCCUCAUAUAAUGAUUGAGAACUUAUUUUGUCAACGCUUGCUUCCAGUUCAGUUCUUCUGGUCAAUUCUUGCUUGUCUGGGUUCGAAUUGAAAGUUCUUUUGGUCAACACAUGCUUGUCUUUGCAAGUCUGGGGAUCGAAUUGAAAGUUCUUUGGGUCAAUUCUACCUUCCGUCCCGGGCAUACUCUCAAAAGCGGUUUACUAAUUUGCUGAAUGGCAAAAUGUGCCACGAGUUC